AUGGUGCAAUGGCUCGGCUCAAUCACUACUCAGAGCGACUCGUCGCUGGCCGGCGUCUUUAUGAUCAACGGCGAGCCCUGGGUCUUUGAGAACCGUGGGAAGACUGCACCCCUUCAAAAGGCCCCCGCUGUCGUGAACAUCCCCUGGAAGGAGGUCGACAGCAUCCGGAACUCUCUUCGCACGCGUGAGCCUUUCCGAGCGACUGUCAGAGGAUCGACCAUGGAAAUCGUCUGGGCCAAUGGCGUGAGAAUUACAGCAAACGUUCCCCAUUCAGCGAGUUAUGGUUCAUUCUCGGGAGAAGGCGGUUGGCGGGCACAGUGA
Messenger RNA from Penicillium brevicompactum, 321 nucleotides. RefSeq lists its product as uncharacterized. Bases 1 to 321 code for a protein of 106 amino acids. The transcript has a single exon. The record is from RefSeq and is a predicted model, not a curated record. NCBI's taxonomy places the organism in Eukaryota, Fungi, Ascomycota, Eurotiomycetes, Eurotiales, Aspergillaceae.